AUGAAAGUGCAAAAGAACGCCCCGUGGAUAUAUGUUGAGAAGUUGCCUCCAGUGUAUGGGGACCGCCAGAUACCUUCUAACGUGAAGAAUAUGGGGAAAAUCUUCUUUCGAUGGAAAGUUCCUGUGUUUUUCUACCAACAUACGUCUCUCAUAUUGUGGGAAUUGGACCGAGUAUUGGCAGGAUUACCUCCCCUCAGCCCAGGCUUUCUGGUCUGAAGAUGGAAUCGUGCAAGGAAACGUGGGAUUCCGGCGUUGUCUCCCAAACCACAAUCGAUUUUCAUCUGCUUCAGUCAUUUCUUUAAUUAG
This is a messenger RNA of Darwinula stevensoni, 306 nucleotides long. NCBI's taxonomy places the organism in Eukaryota, Metazoa, Arthropoda, Ostracoda, Podocopida, Darwinulidae. The record is from the annotation of a GenBank genome assembly.